Messenger RNA from Aptenodytes forsteri (emperor penguin), 279 nucleotides. RefSeq names its product gonadotropin releasing hormone 1 (gene GNRH1). The transcript has 3 exons. The coding region runs from base 1 to 279 and encodes 92 amino acids. Gene Ontology annotation, molecular function: gonadotropin hormone-releasing hormone activity. Gene Ontology annotation, biological process: multicellular organism development. The record is from RefSeq and is a predicted model, not a curated record. Gene Ontology annotation, cellular component: extracellular region. Lineage: Eukaryota; Metazoa; Chordata; Aves; Sphenisciformes; Spheniscidae.
AUGGAGAAGUCCAGGAAGAUCUUUGUUAGUGUCCUCCUGUUUGUCAUGUCUGUGGAAAUCUGCUUGGCUCAGCACUGGUCUUAUGGCCUGCAACCAGGAGGAAAAAGGAAUGCCGACAACCUGGUAGAAUCAUUUCAAGAGAUGGCAAAUGAAAUGGAAAAAUUAGGGGAAGUGCAGAAGACUGAAUGCCCAGGUUCCUAUCAGCAUUCCAGGUUCAGUGAUCUGAAGGAAGCCAUGGAAAGGCUGAUCAAAGGAGAAGCAAGACGAAAGAAGAUUUAA